Molecule: messenger RNA, 1299 nt
Organism: Lodderomyces beijingensis
Lineage: Eukaryota; Fungi; Ascomycota; Pichiomycetes; Serinales; Debaryomycetaceae
Source: the annotation of a GenBank genome assembly
AUGUCCACGAAACAAACGCUGGAUUAUUCCAACUGGUCCAAGGAAGAUCUCAUUGCCAAGAUCAAAAGCCUCGAGGCGCCUCAUGAUGCCGCGAGUAGCGUCACCACGACAGAGUCCAUGGUCAAGGACCAAGCAGCAUCUACACCGCAAAUAAAGCAGCUGCUGCUGCAGAAAAAGGAAGCAAAGGUAUUCGACUGGAGCAAGCACAACACGAGAUUCGUAGCGUUGCGAUUCGCGUAUCUAGGCUGGAACUAUAACGGGCUCGCGAUGCAGUUUGAGCAGACUCCACUUCCAACAAUCGAAGAAACCAUCUUGCAAGUAUUGGCCAAAGUCAAGCUCGUACCUGAGCCCUUGGACGAAGUACAGUUUUCAAGAUGCGGAAGAACGGAUAAGGGAGUCAGCGCCAUGAAUCAAGUCAUCUCCAUCAACUUGCGAUCCAACUUAACGCCAGAGGAACAAACACUAGAGGGAAACGACCUACGCGAGAUUGAUUAUCUACUGGUUAUAAAUGGCAACUUACCCCCUGAUAUCAAAAUGCAUCUGAUUUGUUUGCGGCCACCACCGGAUUUCGACGCAAGGUUCAGCUGCAAGAGCCGCCACUACCGGUACUUGUUCAAAAAGACCAACCAUUUGGAUAUAGAUUUGAUGAACCAAGCUGCCAUGUACUACGAGGGUCACCACGAUUUUAGAAAUUUCUGUAAACUAGACGGAUCAAAGCAGAUUACAAAUUUUGAACGAUACAUAUAUCGAUCGAGAAUUAUACCCUUGGGUGGUGACUUGUACUGUUUUGAUCUUCAAGGCACGGCAUUUUUGUGGCAUCAGGUGCGGUGCAUGGUUGCCAUUCUAUUUCUCGUGGGGCAGCAGUUGGAAAAACCGGAAAUUGUGCUUGAUCUUAUGGACAUGACCAAAUACCCGACCAAGCCACUCUACGAAAUGGCCAAUGACAAGCCGUUAGUCUUGUACGAUUGUGAGUUCCCAGCUAUGGAAUGGCACACAGCUGACAAUUAUCACAAAUUCACGAGGCUUCAUAGCAGUUUCCGCGAGUUGCAGUAUGACCUCGCCAUCAAAUCGCAGAUGCUGGACAUUAUGAGCAAGGUGCUAUUCGACAAUAAGCAAGAAUAUCGAGACGCAAUCGAGGAGUCCUUGGCCAAUUCUGUGCCGCUUGGUGAUGGAAUUGGACGUGGGUUUGCUGGAUACACCCCGCUUGACAAGCGUCAGCGCAGUGAAGAUUAUGAAACCAUCAACACUAGGUGGAUGCAACGUCGUGGAGCCAAAAGAAUGAUAAAAAAAGACCUGUAA